This is a messenger RNA of Penicillium hordei, 1206 nucleotides long. RefSeq names its product F-box protein. The record is from RefSeq and is a predicted model, not a curated record. The transcript is spliced from 2 exons. Gene Ontology annotation, molecular function: protein binding. NCBI's taxonomy places the organism in Eukaryota, Fungi, Ascomycota, Eurotiomycetes, Eurotiales, Aspergillaceae. Bases 1 to 1206 code for a protein of 401 amino acids.
AUGCCAAAGGAUAUCUCGAAUAAUUUGUCAAAUGUAUGGGUCAUAAUGCAUUUUCUCAAUCGAGUCAGAACAGUCCUUCGGAAAGGUAAACGGGACUCGAUGGUGGCUGGGCCAAAGGCUUCAUCGUGGAAGCGACUCCCAUCUCAUGUCUUUGUUAAAAUUCUAGCCUCUUGUGAUCUGGAGGAUAUUGGUUCUUUGUCUCUUUCCUGUCGAGCACUCCAUGACCGGGUUUUCAAGCUGGAAUAUGCCAUAGCAUGGGCAUAUAUUCAACUCCGAAAGCAGAUGUAUCACCAAAGGCAUUGUAUUGACGGAGACCUGUCGCCGGGUGAUGACAUUGCCUUCAUCUCCGAGCUAUUUCCUCCCCCACCUCCUGAGUAUAGCACAGACAUGCCUCAUGACAACGCGGAAUAUUCUCUGGGAUAUCUCGGCGAUUUAAAACGAUGCUGGAAUACUUGCAUUCGACUCUCCCAUCACUUAGCUGCUCAUGUUGUUGAACACCAUUUGGAGACUGAUACAAUUGCUCGGCCUUUGUGGUCAUCUUCCAAGACAGAGAAAGAAGUUGUCUACAGCAAAGCUGUGGCUUCGCUCCAAGCCAAGCUUUUGUAUCCGAUAGCCUACGCGGUAUUCUUCUUGGAAUCAUCUGUAUCUUCUGACUCUGACUCUGACCACUCAGGUCAUCACCGCGAAAAUAUGGCUCGUUCUAUUAAACGACAACAAUCAAUUCUCCAAAAUACACCUUUUGACGAUACAUUUAUAUUUCUGUCGACCCACCACUGCAUGCAGCUUCUAUUUUCGACUGUCCAGCGCUUGAUGGGGCCGGAAAUUCCCCAUUCCACCGCCGAAAGCUGGUUUAGUCUCCUUCUCACCACUUCAACCAUGGAGAGAAUCCUCAGCUUCUUUGUCUCCAUUGCGAAGGAUAACCAAAUAAAACAAAAGGGCGAGCAUGAUUCUACGUGGUCUCAUAGAAAAGAGUUUCUGUGGGCGAUGCGACAGGAUUUGGAUGAGUACAUGGCGUCUUUCAGUGAUCAUGGCGAAGAAACACUCCUCGAGCCAAAGCUUAACCUUGUAUGGUUCCAAGCGGCCCGAAAUGAGAUGGACGAACGAGGGGCUAUUCCGCAUACCGUUGAGGAUUCAGAAGUGCACGUUCUCCACGGGUCCGUUGUGAAAUUGGAAUGUGAAUAUUGUUAUGAUUGUUAUGAUGAAUGA